AUGGAGAACCAACCAAUUCUGUUAGGGAACCAGGAUGGAGGAACAGCAACAGGCACAGCACCUGCUUUUUAUGUCCUUGUGAAACAGCCACCGACCAAUGAAAAAGCUGAUCAAGGAAACUUAGUUUCAAAUCAGGACAGUUGUGGUAUUGCUAGCAAUGCAGGAGUACCAGUAAAAUCUAAAGUAAAGACUUGCCUUCCUGCGGAUUGCACCUCUGGAGGCAUUACUGUCACCCUGGACAACAAUAUCAUGUGGAAUGAAUUCUACCAUCGUAAUACAGAAAUGAUUGUCACUAAGCAAGGGAGACGGAUGUUCCCAUACUGUCGAUACUGGAUCACAGGCUUGGAAUCCAACCUGAAGUAUAUCCUGGUCAUGGAUAUUUCUCCUGUUGACAACUACCGUUAUAAAUGGAAUGGGCAUAGUUGGGAGCCUAGUGGAAAAGCAGAGCCUCACGUCUUGGGACGGGUAUUUAUUCACCCGGAGUCACCUUCUACAGGUCAUUACUGGAUGCACCAGCCGGUGUCUUUCUACAAACUCAAACUUACUAACAAUACCUUGGACCAGGAAGGGCACAUCAUUCUGCACUCUAUGCACCGCUAUCUACCUCGACUACACCUGGUGCCUGCUGACAAAGCCACAGACGUUAUCCAGCUGAACGGUCCCGAUGUCCACACCUUCACCUUCUCACAGACAGAGUUCUUUGCUGUGACGGCCUAUCAAAACAUCCAAAUUACACAACUAAAAAUAGACUUUAACCCUUUUGCAAAAGGGUUUGUGAAAGAUGGACUGAAAAGUAGUGCCCAGUAUAAGGCGAAGAAAAAUGGUAGGUCAGAGCACGAAGGCUUUCCUAAUGAUGACAGAUGUACAUAUUCUCCUGAAGCUGAUGUUUUGGAUCUUGAGCAGAGAGGCCUAAAUGGUUCAUAUAACAAUCAGAGGAUGUGUAAUACUGAUUUGGAAAGAGAGCCAUUCAAUUCAAACAUCAAUGAGCAUGAUGAACCAGAAUUAAAGCAGGAGACAACUGAAUUCCCAAUAGCUUAUCCUUGUGAAAGUGGCUCUCAUGUGAAAUCUCUGCUGAUCUCAAAUGGAGACAUCAAUGUUUCUAUUAAAGAGGAGCUAGUAGAUGACUAUGAUUAUGUUCCAAACAUCAAUAUGGAAAGGAUUCAGUUGAAACAGGGACACAUCAUCAAAGAGACAGAAGAUUUUUCCUGUAGUGAUGAUGAUCCCAUCCUGGAGAAGCAGUUGAAGAAACAUAGCAAAAUGGAAAGAAAGGAAGUGGAAAUAAAAUCCCACAAGCGAUCACACAAUAGCCCAUUGGGAGUUGCCAAAACAAAAAUGUUGAAAUUGUCCAAUGGGACCAUGUCCACUGCUUCUACAGGGCCCUGUGAGGUCACCAAGAGUAUGGUAAAGGUCUCUGCUCUUCAGGCCAUUUUGUCUUCUUGUCGGACAGAUAAAUCCUUUUUGAGACAUUCAGAAAAUUCAUUUGUAGAAACAAAAAUUAAAACCCUUUUUUCUGGAAACAAUGAAGAACAGCAGUGUCGUUUAGUCAAAGAUGUGCCACGGGGAAACAUUCAAAUACGUAACGGCCAUUCCAUGAAGCAAAAACCAUCGAACUUCAGAUGCGUGUCCUCAGCGGUAGCCAAAUUUAUCACUGGAGGGAAAAGGCCAAAUACAGCAAAGAAACCUGUGUUGAGCGCUGAUGUUGAUAGCAAUCCAAGUGUUGUGUUAUCAGGAUCAUGUAAGAGAGGAAGACGAUGGAAGCUGAAGUUUUCGGAGGUUAAAGAACCCCUGAAGGCUAUUAUGAAGAACCAUUGUGCCCCUUUGAGACCGUAUUCUGAUCACCCAGAGUUUAUGCUUGAUCUUGAAAACGUGGAUGGAUUCCUGUUUGUAUCCUUUGAAUCAAAGGAAGGUCUCAAUAAUCACAUUGUUGAUAAAUCUGGGAGAACAGAAGAACCACAGAAUGAACAGGCUGCUUUACAGAUCACAUAUGAUUCAGGCGGUCAAAAAAGGCUAAGUCUGCUAGAAACAAAGCUCUUAGAAGAUUUGAAGUCCUUCAGGCACAAACAAGUGAUACACCCUGGUCUUCAAAAAGUGGGACUGAAGCUGGGUUCUGUGGACCCAACAGUUAGCAUUGACCUAAAAUAUUUGGGUAUACAGCUUCCUCUGAGCUCUUCAAAGGAUCGUGUAUUUGGUAACAACCAAGGAACAAGGCCCAGUUCUUUAGAUACUGGCCUUUCCUUCAUUUCCAGGUCUGGGAAAACAGACGAUUUCAGAAAAAUAAAAGGCUGGCAGGAAAAAUUCCAAAAUGCUUCUAGUCUGGAAGGAAGCAUUCUAGAGAGCUCCUUGAAGAACCGAUCUGCCUUCUGUAGUGACAAGCUCGAUGAAUAUUUGGAGAAUGAAGGGAAACUAAUGAAAACAAGUAUGGGAUUUUCUGCUGGCUUCUCCAGUUGUCCUGUGGUUGACCAGUUUCCAUCUGAAAGUGACAAGUAUGAACAAGCACAGGACAGCAUUCUAAAGAAGAAAUGCACUCCACUCGCCUCUUACAGUUUUCAGCCUCUUUCUCUGCCUUUUAGAAAGAGCAGAAGAAACAUAAACAGUAAACAAGCAUCUUCUAGAGGCAGCAUAAGAUCCAAUAAUUCUGCAGUGCCUUCACCUGUUUUAUCGAAGGAGCAACAACACUUCCAAGUCUUGGAAGACAAAUUUACUAAUUCUCAGCCAAAGAGCAAAACGGGCAAUACAGUAAAUGUUCUUGUGAUGCCAAACUUGGAUGAAAAUGUGCAGAGAAAACAGAGAACUGUGUGUCAGUCAACACAGAAUAGUCGUAUAUGUCACACUCAUACAAAGAUGAUGGAACUGGAGGGUUGUUCAUUACAGGUUGGGAAGCCACGAACUUAUGUUACUGAAGAACGUGCAGAUUUGUCUCUGAUGACUCUGUUCAAUUCGCCAGCUUUACUCAACAACAGACAUGUCUGCGAAGGAUUCAGAAGGCAAACUGCAUGGUGCGGCAGCGACUCUUGCCAGCCUGGAUGUAUUUAUGCUAGUUCACCUCUUGAGAAGUCCCAACCUACACUUCGCAGCGAAACAGAAUGCACAUUUGACUGUCAGAAGAGAAAUCUGGCCCUAAUGAAGGGGAUUUCCAUACAGAAGAAGCCUUUGCAUGAAAUUAUCACAUGCUGUAAUGGGCAGGAGGAGGAGUGGAAACUGGAACAAAUGAAUAAGUGGGAGACAAACGAUGACUUCUACAAAGCAGAGUUAAAAUCUUCCAUAAAUUUCCCAAUGUGGGUAAAAGAAGAAGAGACUGAUACAAAACCAAUUUAUAUCCCAACACCAUCUGCCACUAAAUCAACAAAACGUGUAAUGCGUCCUUGCUCAGAAGUCAUUUUACCUUUCAAUAAGCUAAACCCUACCUAUGAUGUAGUCAAAGUGGAGCAAGGGGAAACACCUAAUUCCAAGUCCAUGGGGCCAACUUUAUGUCAUUCCAGUUCAAAUUGUGUGCUCCCUGCUCCAGAGCUGUCAUCACAAACGGUUCAGUCCAAGCCUUCGCCAGCUAUUUCAGUUACUCAGGCAACAUCCUCCCUCCCUCCAAAACCUAAUCUUGUGAUAGAAGCUGACAGUUUGUCACCACAAUUACCUCCUGCCGGAAUGAAAAGUGUUGCACCAGUGGCAGGUUCUGAUCCUAAAACUGCAUUCGACUUCUGUCAGCACCCAGGCAAUGCAGCUAGUUUAGUACAGCUUCAAUCUAGCAGUUUUGCUUUGCUUCAGUUUCCAGGGCAGAAGACUGUUCCAAGUUCCAUCAUUCAACAUCCUGCAUCUCCAAUGAGAGAGAAAAUGACAGCGGAAGUUGAGGUUGGUGCUGUCCAUCUAGAAGAAAGGAAGUCACACAUACAUGGGACAGAGACCACGGAGUUAGAAGUCACAAUGUCUUAUAGCAAACCAGAAGAAUUGUUAGUAACUCAACCACAGUUCCAUGUAGAAGGGAUAAUGUAUGAGAGAAAUGGUAUUACUUCAGGGAUAGCUGGGAAGAAUGCAGAAAUGGUGGAGCAGUUAUCAAGUGCUGUUCCCGUUUUCCAACUUGAGACUGUUUUAGCAGAUCACUCCUACUUCCUUAAAGAAACAGCUAAGAUGGAACAGCAUGUUAAACUUUCUGAAGACACAUCAAAUGAUAUUUCUCACUUGCAGUUGGAACUCAGGAACAAUAAGCCAAAGGGUGUGGCACCAGCUGUGGCUAGAUGUCGUUCAAAACAUACAGAAGAAGAACGUUGCCGUCGUAAAGAAAUUAAAGGACUGUUUGAAAAAUUGCAGGUGACUUUGCAAUUGCAGAGCCUCCCUAGAGUUGCCAACCGCAUCCUGCUUGAAAAUGCCUUUGAAGAGAUCCAGGGGCUAAUGAAUCAGGCAGAUAAACUGAUGGAUCAGAAAAAGUUACUCAUGUGCAAGCAGGACAUUCUGAUUCGUAAAGCAUCUGCACUAUCAGGGAAGACACAAGAGGUUGUCUUGAAGAAGCUACGGUAUAUCAGUGCAAAGGAGAACGCAGCAGAAGCACGGAAGCAGAAACAGAAAAAACAACCCAUGAAUGCUGCUGGAACUGCAGAGACUGCUGGGCUGUAUGUGCAAGACUGUCCCUGUUCUGAGACAAAAGAAGUGAUUUUGUCUAAAAGGCAAGAGGAACCCACGGUACUUUCCAUGACCGGAAGUCAUGCCACAGAAAAUGAAGACUCGUUCCUGAUGCCAAGGAUAGUAAAUGUGAUGUCACUUGCUAAUGAAGAAAAUAGAGAUUUAAAUAUGGACAAAAAUAGGAAUCCUUACAUAUCCCUCAUUACAGAUUCCCUGGCAUCUAAGCCCUCCUUUCCAGUAAUGUCUCGGGAAAUAAAUGUUCAGUAUGUAGAACAAGCUAGUUCUCCUUAUGGGAAUGAGAGAGAUGCUACUGGCACAAGCAAAUACUUUACUGGGGGAAAAGAAAUCAGUUUUUCACAAAUGGUGGAAGUCUCCAGUUUAAAAAGAUCCUCAGAAUCCUUUGCAACAAAACUCUGUAUUGAAGAAUCAGCUCCAAGACAGGCAAAAGAAAAACAGAUUGACAGGGGAAGAGGCAGACAGUGGACAAAAUAUCCUUCCUUCCAAGCAUUGCAGGUUAAGGAACCCAAAACCCUUGGGAUAGAAAUGGAAUUACAAAAAGUAGUUUCUUCAGUACAGGAAGCAACACCAGAUGCAAGUGAUUUAGUGGACAUCAAGGAGAAUGAUGAGACAGAUGAAAUUCUUACCUCACUUCUGAAUGAAAUUGCAUUUCUUAACCAACAGCUGGAUGAUGAUGCUUCAGGUGUAUCGGAACUCCCCAACUCUCUAAGUUGUUGCUUUUCUCCGGGAGACAUGGAGAGUCAUAAGGAAUCAGCUGCUGCAGAUGGAUCUGCCUUUCAGUUUGGCCCAUUGGGUGGGAACUUCAAGAACCUCUGUCUUGUUCAAGAGAGCAGCGGUUGCAUUACUCCUCUCUUGCUUCACUUGGAAGACGACAGCAUAGCUGAUCGUGACAGAACUUUGGGACGGCCUCCAUCUAAACCAGGUGUUUUGAAACGAAUGUUAGGCUCUGAAGUAAAGGAUCCAAAUCUAGAUUGCUCAACAGUAAAUAUUGAUGGAAGUGUAAAACAUGUGGCACCUCUGUCAAAGACCACACUUGUGUCACCGCCAAUCCUAAAGAUGAAGACUAAUCUGGAACCUGGCAAAGUUGACACAAUAUGGAAGCCCAUGCCCAAACUAGCUCCCUUUGGAUUAAAACCUGCCAAUUUCCCAGGAGGGCAGAUUACCAAAGUGAUGUCUUUAUUGGCAAAAGUAUCAUCUGUUGGGCUAAAAGCCACACAGUCAGUUACUAGUCAAGAACAGGAGUGA
Messenger RNA from Euleptes europaea (tarantolino), 5871 nucleotides. Its product is annotated as MAX gene-associated protein-like. The coding region runs from base 1 to 5871 and encodes 1956 amino acids. Gene Ontology annotation, molecular function: RNA polymerase II cis-regulatory region sequence-specific DNA binding; DNA-binding transcription factor activity, RNA polymerase II-specific; protein dimerization activity. The transcript is spliced from 15 exons. The record is from RefSeq and is a predicted model, not a curated record. Lineage: Eukaryota; Metazoa; Chordata; Lepidosauria; Squamata; Sphaerodactylidae. Gene Ontology annotation, cellular component: MLL1 complex; nucleus. Gene Ontology annotation, biological process: regulation of transcription by RNA polymerase II; cell fate specification; positive regulation of DNA-templated transcription.